Scomber scombrus (Atlantic mackerel) is the source of this 6244-nucleotide messenger RNA. It is a transcript of the gene asap3, whose product is annotated as ArfGAP with SH3 domain, ankyrin repeat and PH domain 3. The transcript is spliced from 26 exons. Bases 199 to 3243 code for a protein of 1014 amino acids. Lineage: Eukaryota; Metazoa; Chordata; Actinopteri; Scombriformes; Scombridae. Gene Ontology annotation, biological process: positive regulation of GTPase activity. Gene Ontology annotation, molecular function: GTPase activator activity; protein binding. Gene Ontology annotation, cellular component: cytoplasm. The record is from RefSeq and is a predicted model, not a curated record.
CAGAGCUCAGGUCAGGUUUUAGACAACUUUCCACUUAGAAAACGCUGUUUUAUGAGCUAAACACUCUGAGGAUUACAGUUUCCACACAGAGGAGGAGGAGAUGGCUGCGACGUUUACUUCAAAUGGGAAUUAAAUACGCGCUUGAAACUUUUGCUUACUUUUCUCCUCAGUGAUUGUCGGACAGUUUUCUUUCCAAACAUGCCGGAGAGAAUAAGCAUUUCGGACUUUGUGAUCCUGACAAACGAGGAUCUGUCUUCGCCGGGGACGUCAAGUUUUCAGUCCAGAAUGAGCGACUGUCGGAACACAGUUUCAAUCGUGGAGGAGUCUCUUGAGAUGGACCACACAACUCUACAGAAGAUGAAGAAGAUGAUCAAAGCUAUCCACACAUCUGGACUCAACCAUGCAGAGAUCAAGGAACAGUAUCUUGAGGUGCUGGAGAACAUGGGGAAUAGCCACCUGACCCAAGACAACAACGAAGUCUCCACAGGCUUCCUCAACCUAGCCGUGUUCACCAGAGAGGUCACAGCCCUCUUCAAAAAUCUGGUGCAAAAUCUGAACAACAUCAUGGCUUUUCCUUUGGAAAAUGUUCUGAAGUCAGAGCUACGGGACAGCAGAUUAGAGCUCAAGAAACAGAUGGAGAAGAGUUGGAAGGAGUAUGACAUAAAAAUAGGGAAGCUGGAGAAGGAGAGGAAGGAGAAGACCAGGCAGCUGGGGCUGAUCAGGACAGAGGGAUCAGAUGGAGGCGAGGACAUGGAGAGAGAGAGACGGACCUUUCAGCUGCAAAUGUGUGAGUAUCUUUUGAAGAUCCAGGAGCUGAAGGUGCGUCAGGGCCCUGAUCUUCUCCAGAGCCUCAUCAAAUAUUUCCAGGCCCAGCUCAGUUUUUUUCAGGACGGCUUAAAAGCUGCAGAGAAUCUUGCUCCCUUUAUCGAGAAGCUUGCUGCCUCUGUUCACACGGUGCGUCUGGACCAGGACGAAGAGGUGAAACAACUCACUCAGUUGAGGGAUUCUCUUCGAUUGCUUCUGCAAGUGGAGGGAAAAGAGGAGUACUUGAACAGGAAGAACUCUGGCAACGGGUAUAGUAUCCACCAACCGCAGGGCAACAAGAAGUACGGGACAGAGAAAUCUGGCUUCCUGCUCAAGAAGAGUGAUGGGAUCAGAAAGGUGUGGCAAAAGAGGAAAUGUGGAGUCAAAUUUGGCUGCUUGACCAUCUCCCACAGUACGAUCAAUCGACCGCCGGCCAAAUUGAACCUCCUGACCUGUCAAGUGCGGCCAGACCCAGAGGACAGGAGGACCUUUGACCUGGUCACUCAUAAUCGGACAUACCAUUUCCAGGCAGAAGACGAGCAGGAAUGUGUGAUCUGGGUGUCAGUGCUGCAGAACAGCAAGGAGGAGGCCCUAAACACAGCCUUAGUAGGGGAUCAGCUCCACCUCCAAGACAGCGGGCUCCAGGAACUUUCCCGAGCCAUCAUAGCUGAGCUUCGACACAUGCCAGGAAAUGAGGCCUGCGCUGACUGUGGAGCCCCAGAUCCAACAUGGCUGUCAACAAAUCUGGGCAUCCUGACCUGUAUAGAGUGCUCAGGGAUCCAUAGAGAGCUGGGUGUUCACUACUCCAGGAUCCAGUCUCUCACAUUGGACCUACUGAGCACCUCUGAACUAUUGUUGGCUGUCAGUAUUGGCAACACCCGAUUCAAUGACAUCAUGGAGGCGGGCCUUCCAAAUGACACUGUCAAACCAUUGCCACAAAGUGACAUGAAUGCAAGAAAGGAGUACAUUGUGGCAAAGUACGCUGAGCGUCGUUAUGUUCUGCGCAAAGAGGAAUCGGAUCCUGGCCGGCUAUAUGACGCUGUGAGGAGUCGAGACCUCACUUCUCUUCUGCAGCUCUAUGCUGAGGGAGCAGACCUGGCAAAACCACUCGUACUACCUGCUGAACAGGGGAUCAAAGAGACGGCUCUCCAUCUUGCUGUGCGUAUAGAAGAAAGAAGCUCUCUUGCGCUGGUGGAUUUCCUUUGCCAGAACAGCAACUGUCUGGAGAAGAGAACAGCAGAAGGAAACACAGCUCUCCACUACAGUGUCCAACAUCACAAGCCCGAAUCUCUAAAGUUGCUUCUAAAAGCAAAAGCAGCCCUACACACAGUGAACUCUGCAGGAGAGACUGCCCUUGAUAUCGCCAGGAGGCUGCAGCACAUGCAGUGUGUUGAGCUGUUGGAGCUGGCUCAGAGUGGGAAAUUCAACUCUCAGAUACACGUAGAGUUCAUGUGGGAGACUCAGUCUCAGGAGUUCUAUGACAGUGAGGAUGACCUGGAUGAGAAGGUGAGCCCAUUACCAAAAAACCGAUCCCCUCUGUCCUCAAAUGGAGGUGGUGGAACUUCCUUUGCCCGCUGGAGCAUGGCUAAUUGUGCCAAUGGUAAUGCUGGUAGCAGGCCUUGUCAGACGUAUGAAAACCUAGACUUCCUAUACAGAAAUCCUCCAGCCAACAGUGCCCCCUCUGGAUUAUCAAUGCCACCACCACCACUGCCUGCUAAAUCCAUACAGAGAGGUCGCUCAGACCCCCAGAUCUCCGUCACAACACAGGAAGGAAACCCCUUUCCGAGACGCAGCUCUAACCCGGCCUCCCACUCCUCCAGUCCCCAGACACAGGCAAGACACAGCCCUCCUUCACCCAACACAGAUAACCAUGGCCAAGGGGGAAGACCACCUAGGUCUCCCCACGGACAGGGAGGUCUGUUCAGGGGACAGAAGCAGACCUGGGAGGGUCAACCUGGUGCUAGUUCUGCAUCUCAAAGCAUCACGCCAGCAUCUUCUCAGAACCACAUAGGGCCUGUUAGUUCAGAGAAGACCACAUCCUACCGUAGGACCAGUAGUGGAGGAGGCAGCCAGGGGAAGUGUGGCGUGUUGUCUCCCAGCUGUGUGGGCAGCCAGGAGGAGCUGUACUGCAGUUUGCUGGGGAAUAGUCCAGGCCUCGCGUUAACUCCCACUCCAGCCCAGUCAUCCUCAUCUGCUGUGACGUCUGCCCCACGACCCCGCAGGAACGCCAUGGUUUCUGGCAGCAGGCCCCAUCAGAAGCGUGUCAAGGCUUUAGUAGACUGCAGGGCCGUCAGCUCUGAGCAGCUUGCCUUUUUCAAAGAUGAGAUCAUUGUGGUCACGGCCACUAAUGACUCCCACUGGUGGGUUGGUCACAUAGAGGGGGACCAAUCCAGGAAUGGGUCCUUUCCUGUCAACUAUGUACACAAACUGACAGACUGAGGGGACAUGGACAUAUGAAGGUACCUUGUGGUAUCAUACCAGAGGAACUGAACCAGCAUGGGAUGCUUAUUGGAAUAUUAUUACCAUCACAAAGUAGAUUUGAUCUACAGGAGAAGACUGUUCUAUUCUUCAGGAUCUAACUUGGAUUUACUCGAAUUCAGACUGAUUGUUUUUGGAGCAAAUUCAGAAUACUUCCACAUGAGGAUAUACCAGCCAAGGAAACCUGAGGAUAUAACUGACACUGUUUUAGGGAUUUAUACCCUUUAACAUUUUCUCUUGCUGGAAACCAACAAGGGAGCAGAAGGUUUGGACAGCCCCAUGAAGCCUAUAAUUCCAAGGACAGUACUUCCCUUGUUGAUAUAUCCUUGGUUUUCUGUCUGCAACAUAUUUUUCUAGUUGUCUAAACCCUGAAUCACUAUUAAUAGGUACAAAUGCAUUUGUGGUUGGGGUAGAAAUUGCUCUCAUGUCAACUUGACCAUUAAUCACACAUUUGUAUUGCAGAUUGUUUAUGUUGGAUCUGUUCUUAGAGACAAAACGUACCUGCAGGGCAAAUCCCUUUAAGGCACUUUAAACUCAUUCCGAAGAUAUCUUCUGAAGACUUGGCAGAGCUGUAAAUGUGUACAAAGCCAGCUGCUAUAUAAGGAUAUAGCUGCUUCUUCUUCUGAAUGGAAACUGGCUAGCCAUUUAAAUCACAGUGUACUGAGACUUGGAUGUGAGUUUCAAACCUGUCCAGUGUCUGUUACUGCCAGUCUUGGGACUCUGAAAAGUGGCGUUGUGCCUGCCAGUCUGUCUCCCUACAAAAACGCCAGGCGUCUGCCCAGGAUCCAGAUCUGAAACUUUAGCUCAACCAUCUUGAUUCUGGGCACAACUCUCUGGCUUCAAGGAUAGGGGAGGAUCCAGUUUCUCCAGGCUCCAGGCAUCUGUCUCCGGAGAACCUGGAAUAACGACAUUGUGUUGGGAAAAAAAGACUCUCAGUUCUACCAGGAAAUGGCACUUAAAGAGGGCUUGUUAGUAACAGCACCCCACUGCAGUAAUUUGUUCAGUGAACACACAUUUACUGUAGGCACGUGUGUAUCACACCAGAUACACACAAGCACACUUGCACUUACUGAACACGAAGAGUAGUUUCCAGGAUUUAGAAACCUUAAGGGAAGAAAGGGGAGUCUGGAUGUGACUGUUCCUUUUUUAUACUAGUAACACAAAUGCAACACAUUUCACAGCAAUUACACACAAUUUGUUGUACAUACUUGUCUAAAAAUGUCCCCUGAUGUACAUAACUCCUGCUUUUUCAUCUGUUCUGCAUUUUAAAGGAUUGUGUUAUUACAGAUAGCGUCACCAGAUGUUGUUAAUUUGAUGUCAUGUCUCUUCUUUUCUGCAUUAGUAGCAGUUUGAAUAGCUGUCAGAGGGUGAAACGCUCACUGUAUUUAGAAAAGAAGAUGUCUCAUUAAACUGAAAACAAACACUGAUGUGACAGUGAUAAGUAAAGGGGGGCAGGCAGCAGGUGUUCCCUUCCUUUUAAUAAUUCCUCGGUUUACACAAACUAACGAGAAUUGUCCUUGCUUGUCAGUUUCUGCGGAUAUUAUCUUGUUACAAUGUUGAUGAAUAAGCAAACAAAGCCUUAGACUGGUGUGUCAUCAGAUGAAUGUGAGACAGUAAAUGUAAAUACUGUAAGUAGAAAUCUGUCAAAUGUAAUCAGUAGCAAAUUAGCUCAUUUUAGUGAGUUUGUAAUAUACACAUUAAAUAUGUUUAAUAAAGGAGCAUACAGUUUUAAAGUGUAAAUUAGGUGAUAUCUUUCUGUACCUGGCGUCAGUAGAGCUGACUAAUGUAGUGUGGCUGGCUCAAAGCCUCAGAUCAAUCCAGUCCAAAGGUACUGAGUGUUUUAUUCUCAAUGCAAGCACACAUUGCUUAAAUAAUUAAGUACGUUUGGCACUGGGCAAGCACAAACAUAUUCCUUAGUAAUGUGUAUUAUAUAACUCUGUGUGACAGGAGUUUUGCAGACAAUACUACCUUCUGCAGACUUAUACUGCACAGUAUGUUGAAAAAUACAAAUUUACAUUUUCGUACGGCAAGAAAUGGAUUGCAAUUUAGCAGAAUUUAACAGUGCUGGCAUGAAUGUAAUUGCAAGUACACACAAGUAUACCCAGUGCAGGUUACCCAAGUAUUACAAUUCAAAAUCCAUGAAUUCAAACUCAUAUAUUAGCUUUAAUUACAUACCAAUGAAAUGUAAGACUGCCUUACUUUCUUCUUUCAAAAGAAAAGCCAUAAGACGGUAAGACCUGUAAGACUAUUUCAAAAUUUAGGAGCUUUAGCAGGGCGUUGCUGACAAAAACACCCACAGUAAAUAACAAUUAAAAUGCUCUGGUAUUGAACUUAACAACUGGUUCCCAUGUAUAUACAUUUUAACAGUUGCAUUUGCACUUCUCGCUGUCAUUUUCUGAUGUCCUCCCAUCUUUUUCAUUGUGAUACCCAUUAUGCCUCCCUAAAACUAUCCCUCCAUCCAUCUCUCUUGGCAGCUUUCCCUGCAGCUCUCUGUCCUUCCAGCCUCAUUUCGUCUCCAUCCGGAUGUUACUUAGCCCUGACCCUGUGUCCCAGAGCCAGGAUGAUGAAAUUCCAACCUGUCACUUACAUAACAGUCCACCUUGCUAACAGCCAGGAUAAUGAUGCUGCUAUUCUCUUUUUCAUGCACACCCAUAUGACCCCAUUGGCCUGCAUGUGUGUACUAAUGUAUACAAGAAGCACUCUCUGUCAAAUGCUACUCCUUAAAUACACUGUAUAGUAAAUGUAUUCACUAAUGCUCUCAUCCAUUAUGUGUUUAUAUCUGCACACACAGACACUAGACACAGUAACACAGAUAUAUUUAAUGUUAUGUACACACUGUGGAAUAUAAUAGUAAUCCAUGAAAUGCCUUUACUAAUCUCUGGGCUCCGGGUGGAGAAGAAGUGUGGCUUGGGUCCAUUAUUAGCUUUUUUUUUUUUUUUUUUUUUUUUUUUUGUGGUCUGUA